AUGCCGCGGGCAGGGACGGGGGAGCGGAGCGGAGAGGGGGAAGUGCGGGAAACUCGGGAGCAGGAGCAACUUGGGUUUAGGACUGGAGGAGAAAGGAUUAUUUUUUCCUUUGGCUGUGUCACUCCCGGGAACCCGCGCUUUUGUCCUCUGUUGAAAGACCUGUAUUCAGAACUUCGUUUUGACUCUCCAGCAAUAUUGAGCACAUUGAAGAAUCCUGGGGGAGUAGUGAGAAGGUACAAUGGUGCUUUACCUAAUGGAGACAGAGGCCGUAGGAAAAGCAGAUUUGCUCUCUAUAAACGACCCAAGGCUAAUGGAGUCAAACCCAGCACCGUCCACGUGAUAUCCACACCACAGGCAUCCAAGAAAUCAAUCAAGGACCUGGAGGACCUUACAAAAGCUAUCAGCUGCAAAGGUCAACACAGUAUAUCAUAUACUCUGUCAAGGAAUCAGACUGUGGUGGUGGAGUAUACACAUGAUAAAGAUACAGAUAUGUUUCAGGUGGGCAGAUCAACCGAGAGCCCUAUUGACUUCGUCGUCACAGACACGGUUUCUGGCGGUCAGAACAGUGACGAAGCCCAGAUUACACAGAGCACCAUAUCCAGGUUUGCCUGCAGGAUCGUCUGUGACAGGAACGAGCCUUAUACAGCACGGAUAUUUGCAGCCGGAUUUGACUCUUCCAAAAACAUAUUUCUUGGAGAAAAGGCAGCAAAAUGGAAAAACCCCGAUGGCCACAUGGAUGGGCUCACUACAAACGGGGUCCUGGUGAUGCACCCCAGAGGGGGUUUCACUGAGGAGUCCCAGCCCGGGGUCUGGCGUGAGAUCUCCGUCUGUGGAGAUGUGUACACCUUGCGAGAAACCAGGUCGGCCCAGCAGAGAGGAAAGCUGGUGGAAAGUGAGACCAAUGUGCUGCAGGAUGGCUCCCUUAUUGACCUGUGCGGGGCCACUCUUCUCUGGAGAACUGCGGACGGCCUUUUCCAUGCCCCAACUCAGAAACACAUAGAAGCCCUGCGCCAGGAGAUCAACGCGGCCCGGCCACAGUGCCCUGUGGGGCUCAACACCCUGGCCUUCCCCAGCAUCAACAGGAAGGAAGUGGUGGAGGAGAAGCAGCCCUGGGCCUACCUCAGCUGUGGCCAUGUGCAUGGGUACCACAACUGGGGCCAUCGCAGCGACACGGAGGCCAACGAGAGGGAGUGUCCCAUGUGCAGGACUGUGGGCCCGUACGUGCCGCUCUGGCUCGGCUGUGAGGCCGGGUUUUACGUAGACGCAGGACCGCCAACACACGCCUUCACCCCGUGUGGACACGUGUGCUCAGAGAAGUCUGCAAAAUACUGGUCUCAGAUCCCGCUGCCUCAUGGAACUCACGCGUUUCAUGCUGCCUGCCCUUUCUGUGCCACGCAGCUGGCUGGGGAACAGAACUGCAUCAAAUUAAUUUUCCAGGGUCCUGUUGACUGAUGCCCUUGACUUGACAGCCAUGUACAACUUUAUUAACACAUUACUGUGAAGAUUUUUGCCACUAACUCUCGAUUUUACCUUUUUAUAAUGCUGUUUAUUGGGGGGGGGGACCCUGAGGCUGGGAGGAAAGAGGGAGCACCCUGAGGCUGGGAGGAAAGAGGGAGCAUAGUGAUGAAACAUGCUAGGAGUUGAACAGAUACCAAUGGUGUGUUGCAUGCUCCAGACAGUAGCAGCAGCAUCGAAGUCUGCCUGAUAACCACGUUAUCUUUGUGAUGAUUGGAUUUCAAACGCCAUGCUUUUAUUUUAACCUUGGGUUUUUAAACAAGUUUUGUUUUGUUUUUUUCCUUUGUAGCCUUGGGCACAACUUUAAAUCAUAUUUUACAAAUGAAGAAAUUUAUUCUAAAGUUGUUGGCUCAUAAUAUGCCACGAUCCAUGCUGCAGGGUGUAGGUGUUACCUGAGAGAUGUGUGACAUCUGGAAAUACUUGAUACAACAGGCUAGAAUCUGACCAGAUACCAAAGGGCGGCUUUGUAAAAUGUUAUUGGUGGACCAGAGACCUUAGGCACAGGUGGUGGUUUUGAAAUCUGGGCCUUUUUUCUGAUUUAUUUUUCUUUUGGGAGAAAAUAUUCAUAUGUUCUGUUUUCUUUUUAUUAACUUUGGUGGAAUUUAAUUAUCUUACACACACAUUCACCAAAUACCUUGGCAUUUCAAACAAAGAAUUUUCAGUAACUUUUUAGUCUGCCUUUUGUUAUUUUUGUCUAGUAUAUUUUGUCCUUGAUAUUCAUCAAACAUGGCCAGAACUGUGCAGCUGAUUAAAAUGUAGCAACUUUAAAAACA
This is a messenger RNA of Miniopterus natalensis, 2288 nucleotides long. NCBI's taxonomy places the organism in Eukaryota, Metazoa, Chordata, Mammalia, Chiroptera, Miniopteridae. The record is from RefSeq and is a predicted model, not a curated record.